AUGUUCGGCCGCCGGCCCCGCAUUCUACCACCUAUCCUCGACCCGGCCACCGCCGCACAGUGCGCCGCCGAGUUCGGCGCCGAUAAAUCCGCCUCCGCCGCCGAGAUCAUCCAGCGCAUCGCCGGCCAAUUCGCCGACGCUCAGGACAACCUCCUCGUCUCCAAGGCUAACCAAGCCGCUUCCGCCAACAAGAAACGCUCGGCCGAACACGAGGACAUCACCGAGGGUUCGCUCGUCAUGCUGUCCACCUAUCACCGUCGCCGCGAGUUCGUCUCCGCCGACGAAGACCGCGCGGCAAAGUUCUUUCCCCGCUGGGACGGCCCUUACCGCGUCAUCAAGGCUCAUCCUGACACAUCCAACUACACCCUCGACAUACCCAACGCCUCGCCCAAAGCUUGCCUCGUCUUUCACUCCAGCCUCAUCAAGCCCUAUGUCGAACCCGACCCGGACCUCGCCCCCGAUCACGUCCUCGAACGCCCCGGUCCCCUCGCCAAUGGCGAACACAAACUCCGUGACAUCGUCGCCGAGCGCCGCCGCGGCCGAGGCAUGCAGUACAAAGUCCGCUGGGAUGGCUACGGCGACACCGACAUGGAAUGGCUUUCCGGCACCGCUCUCCGCGACACCGAGGUUCUUGACGUCUGGGAACGUCGCAAGGCCGCCCGUUCCGCCCCGCACACUACCACUGCCAUUGACGACGCGCCCGCCGCGGCCGUCUUCGUUACUUCUGAUGAACCCGUUUCCUAUCCCGCCUUCUCGUACCCCCCGUCAUACAACGGCUUCUACCUAACACUUCUUGUUUAA
Messenger RNA from Peniophora sp. CBMAI 1063, 801 nucleotides. Lineage: Eukaryota; Fungi; Basidiomycota; Agaricomycetes; Russulales; Peniophoraceae. The record is from the annotation of a GenBank genome assembly.